AACUUGCCAUCCCUAUUUGUGGUAAAAACUCAAAUAAAAUAAAAAUUAAGCAAAAAAUGACUGAAGAAGCUAACAUUCCCGAGCAAAUAGCUAAUGGCAAGAACAAAACCAAUGUGCGCUGUCAGUUCUGCAACAGUUUGAUGCUAAAGGCGAGCGAGGGGAGCUACAGCGAGCAGGAGAUAGAUGUACCGCUGAUGGUGCAAAAGCAGGACAGGAAGGCGGACAGCCUGAACACGGAGCCCUUGAAGCACUUCUGGCUGGUGAAGGACAUGCUGUCGUUCGAGAACAUUGGCUUCUCCCACACGGUGGACGGCAAGAAGUUUCUGGUGUGCGCCGACUGUGAACGCGGACCCGUGGGCUACCACGAGCUGAGCACCAAGCAUUGUUACCUGGCCCUCAAGCGGGUGGUGCAUACGGACUAAGUGGACUGGAUCUGGCCAAGAUCUCACGGCUACAUUUAUGAUUGAGCGCACACUGCUUUUAACUUAACCCCAGUAUAACGUGUGUAUUAUAUGGUGCGAGUGCAUGCCGCAGAAGAGCUCUUUAAUAUAUGUAUUUUAAGCAAUUCCCCUGGCCCGGGCACACACAGAAAAACAUUCAGUUUUUGUAUUCAUAUUUAUUGUUUUUCACUUUAAACAUUUUACAAUUUUAUCGCAUUAUAAAUAUUGCAUUUUUUUAGAGGAGAUUUCAUUCUUAACUAAAAAAUUGUCACUAUAAACUGUGUAUUUUGCUAUUUGUUUGAACUAAAAAUCAUGUAUUUGUUGCUUUGGUUUCUGUAACACGUUUAACAUACAGUUAUGAAUUUUA
Molecule: messenger RNA, 807 nt
Organism: Drosophila obscura
Lineage: Eukaryota; Metazoa; Arthropoda; Insecta; Diptera; Drosophilidae
Gene: strat
Product: guanine nucleotide exchange factor MSS4 homolog
Exons: 2
Coding region: 57-422 (121 amino acids)
Biological process (GO): post-Golgi vesicle-mediated transport; small GTPase-mediated signal transduction
Cellular component (GO): membrane; cytosol
Molecular function (GO): zinc ion binding; guanyl-nucleotide exchange factor activity
Source: RefSeq, a predicted model, not a curated record